CGUUAGAAUAACAAUAUUCCCUGUUUUCAGACUUAUUUAAUCAAGAUGGCAUUCCGUACUGCAGCUUCCCUCUCUCUGCGUAGAAUGAUGUCUACUAGCGCCCCCAGAAAUGCUGACAUGGCCUUCACCUUCGCCGCCCCAAACGCCGUGCACUACAACGCUGCUGCUGUCAAGCAGAUCGAUGUUCCUUCCUUCAGCGGAUCUUUCGGUAUCCUCCCUGCCCACGUUCCUACUCUUGCAGUCCUUAAACCCGGUGUUGUCACUGUUUAUGAGGAGGAUGGAACAAGCAAGAAGUUUUUCGUUUCCUCCGGCUCCGUCACCAUAAAUGAAGAUUCUUCUGUUCAAAUUCUUGCUGAAGAGGCUCACCCGAUUGAGAACCUUGAUGCUGCCGGUGCAAGACAAGUUUUGGCUGAUGCCCAGGCUGCACUUAACGCCGCUAACACUGAAGUCGAAAGAGCGGAAGCACAGAUUGCCAUCGAGGUUGGAGAGGCUCUUGUCAGCGCUGCCCAGUAAUUAAAUAAAUUGUAACUUCUUGAAAUAAAUGUGUAGUGAGUGAAAUUAA
This is a messenger RNA of Eurytemora carolleeae, 562 nucleotides long. RefSeq names its product ATP synthase subunit delta, mitochondrial (gene ATPsyndelta). The record is from RefSeq and is a predicted model, not a curated record. The coding region runs from base 46 to 513 and encodes 155 amino acids. Lineage: Eukaryota; Metazoa; Arthropoda; Copepoda; Calanoida; Temoridae. Gene Ontology annotation, biological process: proton motive force-driven ATP synthesis. Gene Ontology annotation, molecular function: proton-transporting ATP synthase activity, rotational mechanism. The transcript is spliced from 5 exons.